Molecule: messenger RNA, 1014 nt
Organism: Ophidiomyces ophidiicola
Lineage: Eukaryota; Fungi; Ascomycota; Eurotiomycetes; Onygenales; Onygenaceae
Exons: 2
Coding region: 1-1014 (337 amino acids)
Source: RefSeq, a predicted model, not a curated record
AUGCAGGCGAUUCACUCUCGCAUCAACAGCUAUUUCGAACUAAACGGAAACACGUCCUUAAAGCCUGUGAUCGCUGCAGGUGCGAUGGAAACCAACCAUGCUAUCGCUGCGCAGCAUAUAAUCACCCUUGCCUCUUUCGCGAAAGAAAGGUUACCCAGACCAAAGCAUACUCUCGAGGGUGAGGCCGCAUUGUCUCUAUCGUCGGAUACUUUCCUUUGUAACGCUAAUGAAUCUUGCCUAUCUUACAGAUUCGUCGAAAUGCUUGAAUCUCAUCACGCAUUGGUCGUGAAAGCAUUACAGCAACUGUAUGCUCAUUGCAUCAAUAACAAAUGUUUUCCAGGGGAGCCAAUUGAUGUCGUGGAUGGCUAUCCUUUGACCCACGCUAUCUUGGAUAGGCUCGGCUUGAUUAAAGAGGCCGAAGAGAGCACCUCAGAGGGACUGGACACGGACACCAUCGAAACAUCACAGUACUGGAGGCCCCAACGUCGGUCUUCCAGUUCUAUUGAUACAGAGUAUGCUUCGUCUAUGCAAACCAGCCCAGUUGAGCGAUCUCCCAUUAGUGACUCCACCUCAGAGUCCCCAACUUCAGAAUCCCAUCGCGGCCCGCCACUUACUAGCCUCCAAGGAAUUUACUCCUCAUAUGGACCUUACCACUGUCCUGAUGAGCAGGCUUGGCCCAUGGAUGCAACCACCCAAGUUAUGGAUUUCACCCAUCCAACUGCCACAACUGGAAUUCAAGUCGAAACCCAAUAUUUACCAGCUCCAACUUCAGCUGUAGGGCCGACAAGCACCAUUUGCCAUGAAAAUUCUACCAGUCACUUAGCAAUUGGCAACACUACUGGACCCACUUCGCCUGCUUGCGGGCAUACGGGCUAUACGGGACCAUUUCCCAGUAUAUCCAGUUUCGCUUACCAACAUUCCGGUGACGGUACUCAAGGAGCAGAUCAGCAGUACGAAUGGGCGCCCAAUCUAUGGGACAGGUCAAAGAGUGGCCAGCCUCCGAAUGUCGAAUGA